GAGGAGUGUCUAUAAAGUUUUUUCAAACUCGCAGUGCUGCAGCAAUGGCGGCUCCCAUGUCCUGGAGGAGGCUGGUGUACUCCGUGUACUCACCGGCCAUAGCUGGGGUUUUUACCCGGAUAUCUGACCGGGUGUUCCGUGCACGGGACCGGCGAGGAGGGUCCUCCGUGCUCCUUCUUGCCCCUCUUCUGGCUGAAACCGACCCAGCCCCUCAUCGCGUCUCCAGGCCCACAAGCUCAGCCGGAGCCCAGCAAACAGAAGGUCUUUGCAGCCACUUCCGAUGGAUGGCAGAGCAUGUACCAGCCUUCCGGGUGCCAGGCUCCCACAUCCACAUUCUGACGUCACCUGACCAAUUCUACCAGGCAAUGAAGGCUCGCAUCAAGACUGCACAGAGGCGGGUGGUGAUGGCCUCCCUCUAUCUGGGAACCGGUCAGCUGGAGCAGGAGCUGGUGGACUGUAUGGAGGAAGCCCUCCAACGUUCCCAGGACAACAUCCAGUCUCCAGACCUGAAAGUCUCCGUAUUGCUUGACUACACACGCGGAUCACGAGGAAAGAUUAACUCAAGGACCAUGCUGCUACCUCUGCUGCAGCGCUUCACAUCUCAGAUGAGGGUAUCUCUGUACCACACUCCAGAUUUGAGGGGGCUGCUGCGCUUGCUAGUCCCCCAGCGCUUCAACGAGACCAUCGGAGUCCAGCACAUCAAAGUCUACCUGUUUGAUGACAGCAUCAUCAUCAGUGGGGCCAACCUGAGCGACUCGUACUUCACCAACAGACAGGACCGGUACGUGCUGCUGGAGAACUGCAGGGAGAUCGCCGACUUCUUCUCCGACCUGGUGGAGGCCGUGGGAGACGUCUCCCUGCAGCUCCAGCCCGACGACUCAGUCACCAUGCUCGAGGACAUGGUGCACCCGUACAAAGGCAACCGGCAAGACUUCUCGGCAGUGGCGAGGAAGCGGAUUAUGGAGGUUGUAAACUCGGCCCAUAUUAGGCAGCGGCUUCUGAACCAGUCGGAGGACUCUGAGGAUGAGGGGAUGAGCGAGGUGGAGGAGGACACCUGGGUGUUCCCGCUGGUGCAGAUGAAACCUCUUGGCAUCAGAGUGGACGAGCAGGUCACACAGCGUCUGCUGACCGAUGCCGGACCCGAGUCUACUGUGUUUCUCACAUCGGGUUACUUCAAUCUGACCCGGGCGUACAUGCGGCUGGUGCUCAAGGCUGGAGCCAGUUACCGUAUCCUCACCGCCUCCCCCGAGGUCAAUGGGUUCUUUGGGGCCAAGGGCAUCGCUGGAGCAAUCCCUGCAGCGUACACUCACAUCGCCAGGCAGUUUUACAAACAGGUGUGCCAGGGGGGCCAGCAGGAGAGGGUACACCUGCAUGAGUACCACCGACCAGAGUGGACCUUCCACGCUAAAGGUCUGUGGUAUUACCUCCAGGGGCAGGAUCGGCCUUGCCUCACUCUAAUUGGCUCCCCUAAUUUCGGUUACCGCUCGGUUCACCGUGACCUGGAGGCCCAGAUUGCCAUAGUAACGGAGAAUGAGGAGCUGCAGAGCCAGCUGCAGGAGGAGCAGGAGAUGUUGUACCGGCGCUCCGCUGAAGUGUCCACCUCUACGUUCGAGCGGCCCGACCGCCACGUUAAACUGUGGGUGAAACUGGUCACGCCACUCAUCAAGAACUUCUUCUGAGGUGGCAGACAGUCCAUUCUGGACAUGAAUUGAAGGUGGAGGUCGGCCAGCUCCUGUGGAAGAAGCACACUCUGGAUGACCUUCAGCACGCUGGGAGCCGGCGUCCUCUGUGUGUCAUAGGAAGUGACUGAAACACAUGCACACACACAGCAGCACAUGUAUGUGGCGGACUCGGGAGGUAAAUCCUGUUUGUUAAAGCUCUGGAUCCACCUUCACACCGUUACACUCUUUAUGUAUUAACACAUGACGUCAUAGCACUGUGGGACUCUGGUUUUGUAGUGUUAUUAACUACAAGCAUAAAAAAAAACAAACAUACUUCUGUUAACAUACAUACACGUCCACAGGUAUGUGUUGCAUGCAUGGAGGAAAAAAGCAGGCACUUCAUGUGUGAACGUCUCUGAUCAGAUGAAGGUUGUUUGGUGACGACCCCUCGAUGAGCCUUUGACGCUGUGUUUACAGCUCUGCCUGCAGUAAAGUUGACUGUACAGUCUGUGUUAUUGUUGUAAAUUAAAGAGUGAAUGUGUGGUGAGUUUUUAAAGUGUCCUCAAGCGUUUGAUUUUUCUGAUUGAGCUCGAGUUCAGCGAUUCGUGUGGAAAAGCUUUAAACGAGAGAUGAAACAAAGCUGACGUGAAAGGUUUCCUGAGGUUUGGUGUCUAUUAGCUCUUUGUUUUGGUUUUUCUGCUCGACGACCACUCCUGCUGGUUUUUUACAUGUUAAAUAUAAAAGAAAAUGUUUUCUGAAGCUGCUCUGUUUGCUUUUGUUGUGUUCCUUAUUCUUUUUGUGUUUUCAGUCUUUUUUUUAAUCUUUUGUUUUAUUUGUUGAAUCCUAUUCAUCACUUCAUUAAAUUAACAAUUCAGCCUCGUUUCAUUAGUUGUUUCUUUUUAAAUGUAAAGAUUUUAAAAUUUUAGUCUAAAUAACAAAAAACAAAACCAAAGCAUCCUUUGUGAUUCUAAAAGAAAAACUGAAUAGAAAAUAGAAAUCUAUUUGACUUUAAAGUCAAAGUAUUUUGGGAAUGACUGACCUUGACAGACAGCUUCAGUGAGGCCAAUGCGGAAAUGCAUUCUUUCUAAUGGCCACCAGGGGCCGACAUCUCUGGUUGCAAAAACAAAUAUGCUUGUAUAAAAGUUUACAAGAAAACCUCAAAUUCUCACUUGAAUACUUUCCAGAUGUGUUUUUGAUCUUAGGUUCAAGUCAUUAUACAACAUGAAGCUAUUUUUGUAAAAUAAUCCCAAUAAAGUUAAAAAGGGUUAAGCAAUAAGCCUCCAUCUUUCCUGGUGCCUCCACUAAGAUCUGGCUUCAGUUUGGAACCAUUUCAGCCUCUUGCAGCUUCAGGUACCUGAACCCUGUGGUGUGUUUUCCACUGCAUUCAGAUCAAUCACUUUCGAGUUUCCUUCUUUUUUAUGAUGUCCCUUUGUUUUGCUUUGUGACGACAGCUCACACAGUGGACUGUAAAGCUCUGACAGCUGUCAUAAAAAUAUCAUGAAUUUUGGAAUUAUGUGGGUGUUUGACCACAAAUCUGCCGUCAAGUAUGAUUCAAAUGUUGACUAAUCGUCACUAGUGAACACUGCGUGAGCCACUCUUGCCAGUUGAGAAGAACACAGCGAGAUCGACUCGUACUAAUAUUUUGCGGAGUGCGACACAUAAGCCGAUGUCUGAUUAGUCUGCCUUCUGUCACAGCUCUAACACGUACUACUUCAGCCGUACCUUUCGCUGGAAGGGGAAUUUCCCAGGUCUGCUUCAGUGCUCGUGCUUUCAUCUCCUUGAUAUGCGCUGUGGUUUUCCAGAGUAAUCAGGUCACAUCAACAUUAGCAGGAUGUGGGGAAACUUUACAGAAGAUAACGUAGUUUACUGACAGCUCUGCUAGAAUGACUGGCUGCUUCAUGAGUUACAUUAGAUAAAGGUGAGAUAAGUGCUUAAAUGAAUGAGAACAGAGUAUUGAAACCUGUGUUCGGUAGCUGGCGGCAUGCUUUAGAUUGAGGUCAAGUGGGACAGGGAGCACUGGAAUUAAACCCAUACAAAAGUUCAUUUUAAAAAAAAAAAGGUUAUACAAGAUAAAAGGCCGGCUGUGUUUAGUUUAUUGCAGCUGUUUGGCAGGAUGAGGUUACAGGUGACUGCAGAGGCCACCAUGUCCUGCAUUAAUGACUGUCUAGGUUGCAUCAGGACACGUUAGUGUUUACACUACAGAAGGAAUGCGGUCGAACAACCUCAGAAGGUGCUUAGAGAAAACUAAUCGGAACCAUUCUCACUUCAUUUUAAAUCAAACUUAUUCAUUACAAAUGAACAAUAAAACAACUUCAGUAAAAUAAGGAAGUCAAACAGGAGCAGAAGAUUCUUUGCAAACUUUUAUUGAGACAAAAACAAUAAAUUACAAGAAAUGUGGAUAAAUAAAUAUUUGACUAUUUCUGUUUUACCUUCCUUUUCAUGGACAGAAGAUCAACAGUAGUAACAAAACGGGGCAGGGGGGGAAAUGUAUGGCAACAAACUAAACGCUGCUCAGUCUCGACUGAGUCCUGAGCUGAAUCUUCGUCAGCUUCAGAAAAGUCAGAAUCUCAGAUUCUGCUGCUGUGCAGCUUUCACGAGGAGUCGUUUAUUUUAUCUCAAACUUUUCCGUCCAGAGGAGUGCACUAUGAAGCAGACACAUUUCAACACAACUCCAGUCUGCUACAGCUGUGAUUAACUUUACUUAUUUCUAUUAAUAGUAUUACUGUUUAUUUCCUUUGCCACUUCAUCAUAUGAAUUCUUAUUUUAUGAGGGUCAGGACUGCUGUCCUGCAGCAUGAAUGUCUUGGGUUUUCUCCAGGUGUGCACGUUAGGUUAACAGGUGCCUGUAGAUGUGACUGUGAGUGUAAUUAGAAUGGCGAUGUGUAUUUUUUUAUAUGAUGGUGAAGAACAAUCACGUUUUCUAUUUCUGUUAUUUUUAUUGGCAUAAUUGUAAUAUACUUACCAAGGGUCAAUAGGUACUGUAUUAACAAUACUAAAUACUAAAAAAUAUACUAAUACUAAAAAAAACAAAAACUCCUUACAAUGAUUUAGGAGCGAUCUGGUGACAGUCCAUUUCCAGCUUGAUGGUGGACCACACCACAGGACAGAAGUGAUAACUUCUUGCUGGUUUCCAGAUCAGAUUUACGUUUUGGAUUUGCAGCUAGGAAAACUGCAGACCAAUUAAGAUCUGCAGAGACAAGCAGGAGCACUGAAACGUAUUGUCGGCAUCGUUGAUUUGAGCGCCUUGAAGCGACUGUUGUUGUGAUUUGCCGCUAUGUAAAUAAAAUUGAAUUGAAUUUGAUUGAAGUCACUGUAAACACACAGCCUUUUUUGAGCAGGUUUUCCUGUACUGCCUUAUGUGUUGUUAGUUUAUCACUGGGCUGCUUUUUGCUGUUGAUUUUAAACCAAAACUCUGAACAACAACAACAAAACAACUUCAGGCUCGCUACCUCGCUAACUCAUUAACCUCGCUUCGUAGCUCACUCCUCUGGAGACGUGAACUGACAACAUUUCCCGCGCUCUCUCUGUUUUCAGCAGCUGUAGGGACUUGCUGUACUCAAGCAGACCAAACACUGAUUGUGCGAAAAGGCUCAGAGGUCAUUCAAAUGCUUGUCAACAGUCCUUACAGCAGGUUUCAAGAUGAGCGGGAGAGCUAACCGGAGGGCACCGCAGCAUCGUUACAGUACUGCAGCAGCAGGACUCUAAAAAGGUGACGUUUCAGCAAACAAAAGAGCGGUCUCUGUCUGAAUAACAUUAGCUGCAGAUGGGAAAUAAAGUGUCGGCAGGAGGUCAGACCUGUAAAGAAGGGAGCGCUGGUUCUGAAGGUGUGUCUGUUGAAAAGGGGACAAAAGACAAGCCGCUUUAAGAGGUGAAUCCUCCGCCAGGUUCAGGUCUGCAGCGGGAAUGUCAGGUCCACCUGAAACAGGCCUGCGGUUGUUUUAUCCUCAGCAGCUCUACAGCCCCUUCAGGGAGGAGACCUUCUUCUUCCGAGCAGCUAACAUCUCAUAGAACGGGUCUUUGCUGAUGGCAGCCCUGCAGAGAGAAGGACAGCAGUUCCACUUUUUCUUCAUCGUCAUCAUUAGUUUGACCCUCUGCAGGGAGAGAAAACAAAACUGAAACUCACUUGAUGCUUUUGAUCCAUUCGUCCUUCUCCUCCGCAGUUGGGGCGGAGAUUCUGUAGAAAGUGUGGUUUCCCUCGACGACGCGGCCGUCUGCCUCCGUCUUGCAGGCCUUGAUCACCUGAUCUUUGUGGUUGGGGAUGAACAGCUCGAAGCAGUUCUGAGAGAGAUCAUGGUUGAGGCAGGAAGGCGAGUAAACAAGUUACAUGUGUGAUCGGUUGUUUUCGCUCUGUACUGAACGUGUUCAACGCUGUAAUAAAAACUUUAUAUAAACUUUAUAUAAACUGUUGAUCCAUCAGCAGGAUCGAGGUGGACGGUCACGUGUUCAUUGUUCAUUUGCUGGAGUUAUUGUUGGGUACGUUGUGGGUUUUUUUUAUGCUUUUUCAGGCUUGCACCUGUGUAGUAUAUGUACUUUUUU
Molecule: messenger RNA, 6196 nt
Organism: Haplochromis burtoni (Burton's mouthbrooder)
Lineage: Eukaryota; Metazoa; Chordata; Actinopteri; Cichliformes; Cichlidae
Product: CDP-diacylglycerol--glycerol-3-phosphate 3-phosphatidyltransferase, mitochondrial
Exons: 11
Coding region: 45-1679 (544 amino acids)
Biological process (GO): cardiolipin biosynthetic process
Cellular component (GO): mitochondrion
Molecular function (GO): CDP-diacylglycerol-glycerol-3-phosphate 3-phosphatidyltransferase activity
Source: RefSeq, a predicted model, not a curated record